CCCAAUGGCCUCGACGGUCAUUCCCCACCCGAUAGUAUCGAUGAACGCUUACCAGCCAUUCAAAUGAGUCUCGCUUUCGAUCCCCGCGCGCCUGAGACAGUGACCGACGAGGUUCGCGAUACCCUCCGGCCAGAUCCAUGGCUCGUGCCAACACUGACGAUUAUCUCUUGCGGAAUGGAUCUGUCUCUGUGGCUGAAUUCUUUCCCAACUGGGCUCGCGAACUUUGGCCCGUCCAUCCACUCACUAACAUUUUCCUGCAAGUCCUUCAACGCAGUCAUGCAUACCGUUGCUGGCGAACGCGGCGUCCAGUAAUAUUGCAACAUUACGGUUUGUUGCAUGCAUAACAACAAUAAAUCCGCGCAGCACGAGGCUCAGUUACCUUUAAUAACGAAGGGUAGUCAGAACUACCGCUCCAGAAAUUUCACUCAUCCACCGUCCGCUGAAAUACUGCCUCAAUUACACCAUAAUAUGGCUUCGCCUUGGCCGAUAUUAGUUGCACUUACACCAUUAGGAGUUAAUGCCGCGGAGCUAGAUGACUUCUCGAACAACCUGGCGACAGACUUAGGCCCUCUCCUCACGCUUUUCGGCGACGCUGUAACGAAGCAGUACCUCAGUGAGAGCACAUCGUUCUUGGAUUACUUCAUCUUCGCAAUGGCUCCAAUUGGAAUCAUAACUGCAAUUGUCUCUGUGAUCCGCGUUUGCGGCAGCACCGCCUUGCGCGCAUUCGUUGGCAGGGCUCAGGAAGGCGACGGAGCUAUCGAGGCAGAGCUCUGUACUUCCACCAGCCGAGACGUCUGCGAGCUUUUCAACAAGGGCGGAAUUGCGCGAGUCCUGGGCAGACCCAAAAUCCUGGAAAUCGUGCAAGUUCAUCAUGAGCUAGAUCCAGAGCCACAUCGAGGAAGGGACGACAAGAUGGGCAUUUUUCUAUUUCGUGACUAUCUCGAGAAUUAUCCAGAUGGAGAGUGGGAAAAAACCCAACGACGCUGGCCUUGGCUGAGAACGAAAAUCCCGCAUCCCUCAAAAGCUGGAUCCACUAGGGAGACAGAGAUUGAUGGACAUUCGUCCACACAGGCAUUUACAUCACGAUCGACUGCCGUCUUUCAUACUCUUCGACGCCGGAUCAGAUCUCGCUCAAGUAAUUCAGGCCACAGAGACGAGGAAAGUCACAUGGGGCUAUCAAAAAAGAGCAUUUCAAGUCCCAACCUUUCAAUCAAUAUUGGCAUUGUGAAGCUGGAGUGGUAUUACUUUUAUGCUCUUGCCGCCUUGGGCUUCAUUCUUCAAACUGGCGUGGUGGUCAUGGCUGGCGUUCUCUCACUGCGCUUGCAGUGGACAAAGAGCGGAGCGCCUGAGGCAACCCGGAAUAUCCGUUUGGCUAUCUCAGAAAAUCCAGCCCCUGUCAUGUUCAUAAUGGGUACGACUUCCAUGUGUGUUGGGAUGUUUUGGUGUGCAGCUCUCAUUGGUCAAAGCACUCGCGAGGACUAUUACCAACGAAAGAAGCACUGGGAGCUGAAGUCUGGCUGUAGACAGAAGCGCAAACCGUCAACGCUGUUCUGGCUACAGCCAGGGAGCCAAGUUGUUGGCGACCAAACUUUCGAUGCAUUCGCUUAUUCAGAUGGUGCAGACGGAUCAAAGGAUCGCCUAAACAAGUAUACUACUUCGCAGAAGAUUGAACUAGACAAGUCUCACACUUAUGCUCUUGGGGCUAUAACCCUCACGCUUGGAGGGUACAUAGUUCAGUUCAUCGCGUUAAGGGGUAUGAGUGCUUACGUCUCUAUCGCCCAACUCGGGAUCAUGCUGAUAAUGAGCUUUUUUCGGGGGUGCUUGCGCAUGCAACGCCUUCAGAAAACCGACAAUAAGCUUGGCAAAAUCCCGGAUAGCGUUGUGGGCCACGAACUAGACUGGCUCGCCUUUGAGAUCGCCGAGGGAGGUUCUACGAAAACCUCGUGGGAGUUCACAGGUGAGGCGCAUAUUUGUAAAUCGCGUUCGGCCGCGGAAGACCGCCAGGCAAACUCUUCUCACGAGCUACUGCUCCGAUAUAGAGUUCGACUUGCCCGCCUAACAGGCCAUCAAUCUUCUCAUCCCUAUGGGUCACUUAUUUGUCAAGACUGGCAAGAGGAUCAGGUCGCAGUCCGAGGUAAAUCUCGAGAGCUAGCUCGCGCACUGUGCGGCGCUGUUGAGGUGCUCAUUGGCAGGGCCAAUAACCUGGCAAGUGUAAUUUUCCACAUUGGAAUACAGAGCGGUGGCUUGCAAUCAUUCGUCGAGGUGGUUUUUGAACCGCCGAAUGAAUCAAUCCUGAGCCACUGGAGCAUUGAUUCGACAAGAUUAGAGGGUAUUCUCGGGCUCUGGCUCUGGUCAUGGCAAUGUUCAGGUAAAACUAAAACUACUACUAUGGACUCAGACAUUGCGCGGGCAGAGUUGGACCUAUGGAUCGGCGACAAUGAUAUCCAGGUCUCCAGUCGAGUUCAACUUGCAGGCACACCAAAGCGACUCUCGGAAUUCUGUCAAAAACUUUACAUAGCAAUUAUUGCCGCUCUGGCGGAAGAUAGGAGGAAUCUCGGCAAAGUAACUUGGGAAGAGGUCUCGGGUCAAGUACGGUGGAAGAACGACAAGAUAUCCGACAUGGCCACAGCGUUUUCCAACAGCGGUCUAGGAUCGUAUUCUGAGGGGUUCGUGUGCUCGCUACGGGCAUCAAGGGAGUAUCUAGAAGUUCCUAAGGGGAAAGCCAUGGUGUACUCUAUCAUCAAAGCGAGUACGAAAUUUCGGAAAGAUGGUGAGUGGUUACGAGCUGAACUGUUGCUCAAGUGGCAGUGUGCGCAUUAUCGUUCACAACGACAGGGGAUGUCAGAGGAUCCAGACUUCUCGGCCGCAUUGACCGCGAUAGGUGAAUUCUAUCGCUCCUCAUUUCGCGAUCCAAAGCGAAGGGUUGGUGGAUAUAAAGGGAUGAGAUGGAUGAUCGAGAAAUACGGACUAGAACCAGUAGACCAAGAAAUCAAGAAGAUCUUGGAUAGCUAUUACGAGAUCGCCUUUCGGAUUUCAAAGGUCUACAAUGACAAGGAGUUUGAAGACGAAACCGAGCUUCAAAACCAGGAACGGUUAAGAGAGGAGAUGGAUUUUCUCAAAUGUAUUGAGUUUAAGGACAGAGCUUCUACUCUGUACCAAUUGUGCUUUAUUACAAGCAAGGCACUUAAGUCUGUCGAACUAAAAUCAGCGCUCCCUUUAGCAGCGCAAUAUGGCUGGAAUGAAGUUGUUAUUGCUCUUUUGGAUCUGCUCGAAACUGUAGAUAACCAAGACACAAAUGGCAGAACGGCACUUUCAUAUUAUGCAGAAGCAGGAAGCAUUAUAAUGCCAAAGAUGCUAUUAGAGCAUGGUGCUUUCCCGGAUCUAAAAGACAAUAGAAAGCGUACUCCCUUAUAUUGGGCGGCGGGGAACGGACAUACAGACGUGGUCGAGCUUCUCCUCGAGACUGGAAAGGUUUAUACGGACUCUGAAGACGCCGAUGGCCAGACGCCGCUGUCGCUGGCUGUGGAGGCUGGGCACGAGGCGGUAGUAAAGCUGCUGCUCAAGAAGGGCGCUAAGCGAGAGGUUAAGGGUCGCAGUGGUCAGACGCUGCUGUGCGUGGCUGUGGAGGCUGGGCACGAGGCGGUAGUGAAGCUGCUGCUUGAGGAGGGCGCCGAGCGAGAGGCUAAGGAUGAUUAUGGUCGGACGCCACUAUGGGUGGCUGCGCAGGCUGGGCACGAGGCGGUAGUGAAGCUGCUGCUUGAGAAGGGUGCUAUGCGAGAGGCUAAGGAUGAUAAUGGUCAGACGCCGCUGUGGGUAGCUACGCAGGCUGGGCACAAGGCAGUAGUGAAGCUGCUACUCGAGAAGGGCGCUAAGCGAGAGGCUAAGGAUGAUAAUGGUCGGACGCUGCUGUGGGUAGCUGCGAAUGCCGGGCACGAGGCGGUAGUAAGGCUGCUGCUCAAGGAGGGCGCCGUGCGAGAGGCUAAGGAUCAUCAUAAUCGGACGCCGCUAUGGUGGGCUGCGCAUGCCGGGCACGAGGCGGUAGUAAAGCUGCUGCUUGAGGAGGGCGCCGUGCGAGAGGCUAAGGAUUAUGAUAAUCGGACGCCGCUAUGGGUGGCUGCGCAGGCCGGGCACGAGGCAGUAGUGAAGCUGCUGCUCAAGAAGGGCGCUAAGCAAGAGGUUAAGGGUCGUGGUAGUCAGACGCUGCUGUGGGUGGCUGCGCAGGCUGGGCACGAGGCGGUAGUGAAGCUGCUGCUUGAGGAGGGCGCCGAGCGAGAGGCUAAGGAUGAUUAUGGUCGGACGCCGCUGUGGGUGGCUGCAGAGGCUGGGCACGAGGCGGUAGUGAAGCUGCUGCUCGAGGAGGGCGCCGUGCGAGAGGCUAAGGAUAAUGAUGGUCGGACGCCGCUGUUAGUGGCUGCGCAGGCCGGGCACGAGGCGGCAGUGAAGCUGCUGACGCCGCUGUUAGUGGCUGCGAAUGCUGGGCACGAGGCGGUAGUAGAGCUUAUGUUAUAA
Pseudogymnoascus verrucosus is the source of this 4509-nucleotide messenger RNA. RefSeq lists its product as uncharacterized. The coding region runs from base 337 to 4509 and encodes 1390 amino acids. The record is from RefSeq and is a predicted model, not a curated record. The transcript has a single exon. Gene Ontology annotation, cellular component: nucleus. Gene Ontology annotation, biological process: positive regulation of transcription by RNA polymerase II. Gene Ontology annotation, molecular function: transcription cis-regulatory region binding; protein binding. Lineage: Eukaryota; Fungi; Ascomycota; Leotiomycetes; Thelebolales; Thelebolaceae.